UAUUCCUUCAUGCCUUAGCUUAAGCAGAUUUUGAUAAUUUAAAACCUGCAAUCUUCGGAGUUAUGCCCAUUUUCAAGAAGGAAAAGAAAAUGGAAGUUUACGAGAACUUGGAGAAGAUUGAGAAGAUUGGAGAAGGAACUUAUGGUAAGGUAUACAAAGUGAAGGACAUUAACACAGGUCAGAUUUUCGCACUUAAGAAGCUCAAGCUCGAGAAUAAUGAUGAGGGAGUUUGUGUCAGUACACUAAGGGAGAUAUCACUCCUAAGGGCACUUUCUAAUAGCUCUUACAUUGUAAGGCUAUUGGACGUGAAACAAAUAAGGAACAAAGUGGGUAAGCUCCUUCUGUAUUUGGUUUUUCAACACAUGGACUCUGAUCUCAAACAGUACAUUACUAGUUACUGCCGUAGGCUAACAAAAUUGCCUCCCCAGAUUAUCAAGAGCUUCCUGUACCAGAUAUGCAAGGGUGUUUCUUACUGCCACAGUAGGGGUGUAAUGCAUAGGGAUUUGAAGCCCAGCAAUCUACUGGUGGAUCAAGAAAGGGGUUUGAUCAAAAUUGCAGAUCUCGGACUGGGAAGAACAUUCAUUAUUCCUAUCAAGAAAUAUACCCAUCAAAUUAUGACCCUUUGGUACAGGGCUCCUGAGGUGCUGUUGGGAGACACCCUUUACUCCACAGCUGUAGACAUGUGGUCUGUUGGUUGCAUAUUUGCUGAAAUGUCCCUAAUGAAGCCUCUGUUUAAGGGAGAUUCAGAAAUAAACCAGCUUCAUAGCAUUUUUAGGUGUCUAGGAACACCUAAUGAAAGCAUAUGGCCAGGAGUCACCAAACUGAGAGAUUGGCAUAUCUAUCCUCAAUGGAAAAAUAACGACUUAAGGAUUCUUGUUCCAGACUUAGAUCCAAGUGGUUUGGACUUGUUGUGUAAAAUGCUUACUUAUGAGCCAUCCAAGAGAAUCUCAGCCAAGAAGGCAGUAGAACAUCCUUAUUUUGCUGAUCUUGAUAAAUCUCAAUUCGAAAAUGUCAUUUAAAAAGACUGAAGUUAUUGGGUAGCGUACUCAAUUACUACAUAUGUUGUUUCAAGACUAGCGUUUAUGUUAAGGUGAUGUGCAAGUGCCAUA
This is a messenger RNA of Cryptomeria japonica (Japanese cedar), 1109 nucleotides long. RefSeq names its product cyclin-dependent kinase B1-1-like. NCBI's taxonomy places the organism in Eukaryota, Viridiplantae, Streptophyta, Pinopsida, Cupressales, Cupressaceae. Gene Ontology annotation, cellular component: nucleus; cyclin-dependent protein kinase holoenzyme complex; cytoplasm. Gene Ontology annotation, molecular function: ATP binding; cyclin-dependent protein serine/threonine kinase activity; cyclin binding. The transcript is spliced from 8 exons. The record is from RefSeq and is a predicted model, not a curated record. The coding region runs from base 63 to 1019 and encodes 318 amino acids. Gene Ontology annotation, biological process: signal transduction; protein phosphorylation; regulation of G2/M transition of mitotic cell cycle.